Emiliania huxleyi CCMP1516 is the source of this 1026-nucleotide messenger RNA. RefSeq lists its product as hypothetical. Lineage: Eukaryota; Haptophyta; Isochrysidales; Noelaerhabdaceae. The transcript has 2 exons. Bases 1 to 1026 code for a protein of 341 amino acids. The record is from RefSeq and is a predicted model, not a curated record. Gene Ontology annotation, molecular function: kinase activity; tRNA binding.
AUGAGUGACUCGCAGGGGCCUGACUCGCCGCCGCCGCCGGGCGCGCUCGUGCUCAUGUGCGGCCUGCCUGCGGCUGGCAAGUCGACACUGUCGGCAGCGCUUCUGCGGGACGGCGCCAAGGAGCUGCUGCCGCGGCUUGCGCCCUUCGGCGUCUCGGCGGUGCGGGUGUUCUGGCUGAGCUUCGACGACGUGCUCGGCAACCUGGCGGCGGCCUGCGGUCACACGGGCUACAGCCCGGAGCUGUGGCACCAGGCGCGCGAUAGCGUCCUGCGCUCGGUGCGGCACCACUUUGGCGUUGCGUGCGGCGACGGGCCGCCGCCGGCUCCCCUCGCGCAGCUCGGUGAGAGCGGCGGCGGCUCGGGCAGCAGCGGCGGUGCACCCGCCAGCGGCGGCGACAGCUUCGACGUCGUUCUGCUCGACGACAACAUGCACUACCGCUCGAUGCGGCGCGUGUAUCACCGCCUCGCCAGGGACGGCCGGCUCGGCUGCUGCACUCUCUGCCUGCCUCUGCCUCUUGCAGAGGCGCUGCGGCGGAACGCGGCGAGGCAAGAGUCCGCCCGGGUCGCGGAUGCGACGGUGAGCCACAUGGCCGAGGUGCUGCAGUGGCCCGACCCGGCGAGGCACCCGUGGGAGUGCAGCACCAUCUCCCUCCCCUCGGCCUCCUCCUCCGGCGCAGGCCCGCCAAACGGCGAGGAGGCCGAGGAGGCCCGCGCAGAGGCGGCGGCCGCGACCGCCGCGAGCGCGGCGCACGCGCUCGACCUACGCUUGCGCGCCGCCGUGUCGCUGCACCUGCAGUCCGAGGACACGCGCCGGCGCCCUGCGGCGGAGCGGGCGGCGCUAGCGCGGGCGAUGAGCUGCCGGAAGAAGGAGCUGCUGGAGAGGGCGAAGGCGGAGGCGGACCAGGGAGGAGGGGGGACGCCGGAGGCGCGCGAGGCCGUGGCGGACGCCCUCGACGCAGAGUUCACGGCCAUCUUCCGGACGGGGGGCGCGGGCCGACAUCCGCCGGCCGCGGUAACGAGAACAUGA